Molecule: messenger RNA, 2267 nt
Organism: Ostrea edulis (European flat oyster)
Lineage: Eukaryota; Metazoa; Mollusca; Bivalvia; Ostreida; Ostreidae
Product: mucin-2-like
Exons: 9
Coding region: 42-2267 (741 amino acids)
Source: RefSeq, a predicted model, not a curated record
AACAGGACGCCUCUAUAAAAUAUUAUGUAGUGUUCGGUGAAAUGAGUCUAGACCAAGUAUUCUAUGAAGAACUCGCCAAUUCGUCUUCUCCAGAAUUCAAGAAUUUGAGUACAGAAUUCUGUGGCGCAAUUAAAGAUGCGCUGCAGAAAAACUCUUCGGAAUACGGAGAUAAAUACCAACAUUGUGACGUGACUAAUUUCAGGAACGGAAGCAUAGUGGUUCAAUACAAGGUGUACUACGAGUUCACUACUACUAUAAUCAUCGAGGAAACGGUCCAAAAAGAUAUCAACAGCUCCCUAACACCAAUUGAUUCCAGUCAUACACAGUUGUCUAAUUUUAAGGUCAUAACAACGAGUUUGACUAUCACGGUAAAUGUUGAGACUUAUGUAAUAGAUCCCAUAACAACUAGUUCAACAACAACAUCAACUACAGCACCAGCAACAAAAACCACAACCGACAGUUCCACAGGAACCACAUCCGACAGUACCACAUCGACUACAGCACCAGCAACAGAAACCACAACCGACAGUUCCACAGAAACCACACCCGACAGUACCACAUCGACUACAGUACCAGUAACAGUAACCACAACCGACAGUUCCACAGAAACCACACCCGACAGUUCCACAUCGACUACAGCAUCAGUAACAGUAUUCACAACCGACAGUUCCACAUCGACUACAGCACCAGUAACAGUAUCCACAACCGACAGUUCCACAUCGACUACAGCACCAGUAACAAUAACCACAAUCGACAGUUCCACAUCGACAUCACCAGUAACAGUAUCCACAACCGACAGUUCCACAUCGACGACAUCACCAGUAACAGUAUCCACAACCGACAGUUCCACAUCGACUACAGCACCAGCAACAGUAUCCACAUCCGACAGUUCCACAUCGACGGCAUCACCAGUAACAGUAUCCACAACCGACAGUUCCACAUCGACUACAUCACCAGUAACAGAAACCACAACCGACAGUUCCACAUCGACGACAUCACCAGUAACAGUAUCCACAACCCACAGUUCCACAUCGACUACAGCACCAGUAACAGAAACCACAACCGACAGUUCCACAUCGACGACAUCACCAGUAACAGUAUCCACAACCGACAGUUCCACGUCGACAACAGCACCAGAAACCACAGCAACAGCUGAACCAGUGAAAUAUACAGCAGAUAUCCAUGUUUCCAGUAUAGUUGCUACUGUUGGAGAACUCACGACAUCAAAAGCGUGCAUAGUCACUCCGCACGGAGAAUGGCUUCAAAUCAACGUAUCAGUCGAUUCGGCCGGGGUGUCACACGUCAUCGGGAAAUUAGAUUACAACCAAUCUUUUGAAAACCCAUCGUCCCUGGACAGAUUUAAUGCUAGUAUCCGCAUGAAUGGUGAUACAGUUGAUGUGAUGGUGACUCUGAAUCUAACGGAACCAACAACCGAAAUCUGCUCCUGGGACAACAGUUAUAAAGUGUAUUGCUCUGUGAUUAUGAACGACACUUUUCCGACUAAGGUGGUCGAGUUCAAUGCAAUUUCCGUGACAGCUCCUAUGUCAGAAGUAAGCAUCGACUCUAAGGUACAUUACAACGAAGGUGAUCUGAUGACCUUCAAUUGUACAACGAAAGUGGAUCCAGAUUAUAGUUACUUUCAUGCUGAAUUAAUCAAAAAUUCCAACACUCUUUUCACAAUUCCCGGUCCAGAUUUUGGGACUGGACCUAACACCGACUGUUCCAUUGAUUUCAACUGGGUUGGUGGUCCCCCUCUUCCGCUGACUUCCAAUCAAAACGGCGUCAUAGUCCGCUGUGUUGUACGAAACACUGUGCUGAAUAAGACUAAGAUUGCUGAAAAGACGCUGAAUGUAUCAUCUGCUGGUGUUGCAUUUUUUGAAUAUAUCAAAUCAAACCUGAAAAAAAGUUUCCAAGAAAUAGAAUGCAUAGCCUGCAGUGCGUCAUCAAUAUUUCAGGAAAUCAUUUUAUCUAAAGAUGGUGCCGAAAUUGCUGUUAUGAAUAGUUCAGGAACGGCCUCAAUGCUUAUAACUAAUGCGAGAUACUCUGUAACAACACAAUCGUUUAGUGGGGAUGAACGACUGAUCUUGAGAAUAUCCAGUGUGGAGUGCGAAGAUCAAGGAAUGUUUGGUUGCAAAAUGUCGACAAAGAACAAUUCUAUAAUAACCGCUCCCAAUAUGACGUUUAUUGUGGAAGGAGCUAAACCAGAAUUGAAAUUACAUCCCGACAUAUUCGAACCUUUUGCUAGAGCAGAUACUCAAACAGAAUAG